This is a messenger RNA of Microplitis mediator, 4434 nucleotides long. Its product is annotated as telomerase reverse transcriptase-like. Gene Ontology annotation, cellular component: telomerase catalytic core complex. The transcript is spliced from 12 exons. Bases 261 to 2732 code for a protein of 823 amino acids. The record is from RefSeq and is a predicted model, not a curated record. Gene Ontology annotation, biological process: telomere maintenance via telomerase. Lineage: Eukaryota; Metazoa; Arthropoda; Insecta; Hymenoptera; Braconidae. Gene Ontology annotation, molecular function: telomeric repeat DNA binding; telomerase RNA binding.
AAAUAUUAAAUAUUUUAUAAAUUUAUUAAAUAAUUAGAAAUAUUAUUAAUUAUUUAAUAAAGUUAAGCAGUUUCAAGGAAAUAAAAUUUUUUAUUUCAAAUUUUUAUAAACUUGUACUGGGACUGAAUUUUUUUUAGUUUCCAUUUUUAAUCAGCUGUUGCGCACAUUGUUCAAGUCAACCGGUAGCUGAUGAAACAAUAACAAACAUUUAGUGAAAAAGUUUUUUGAAUUUUAAUUGACAUCGUGGGUAAUUUUGAAAGAUGGACAAGACACCGGGUUCCAUUGAUUGGACUCCGCUCAAAAAAUCCUUUGGCCCGAUGAUUGUCGAUUACAUGAGGGACAAUAAUUAUAUUCCUAAAAAAUCUAAACUCGGCGCAUAUAUUUUGCCGCCAGACCACGAAUUUAUUCUAGAUGAAUGGGGUAAAUUUGAAAAAGGCUCUAAAAAAAAGUCCGACAAAAGUGAUCAGAUAUCUGAAGAUAAAUCGUAUCUCCCUCAAACCCACGAUCUGGAUGAGCAGGAUAACUUUUGUCUCUUUGAUAAUUUCAGACGCUCAGUAAAUCUUGAAGAGUCCUUGGAAUCUCUACCAGACCGAACACCACCUAGACAAAAUACUCUAAGCGAAAUACGAGGCCCCAAUGCCCGCCCUCCAGAUCAUGAUGAAGAAGUCGUUGACAGAAAAUCUAUCAAUCGCAUACUCGCGGAAGAUAUCCAUAAAAGAAAUUACCGUAAUCACAAAAAAUUUUAUCCGCGACCAAAGAAUCUCAAGAUUUUUAAGUCUCUUCUAGAUCCAACUGCUUGCUAUUAUUCCCAUUAUGCUCCAUACUUAAAGGAUAUUUGUGAUGUUUUUGCAAAGAAACAUUUGCAUUUCCAGUACAACAUUUUAUUGGACAGCAUUCCUCAAGACGAAUCCCUUUUUAAAGGAGAACUGUCGAAAAAUCAACUCUUACAUUUUUUUUCUCAAAUAUUUUAUCACGUUGUACCUGGGUCAUUGUUCGGCAGCCGUAGAAAUUUAAAAAAAGUUAAAGCAGCAUUGAAACCGUACUUCGCGGCUGCUAAAAUAAAACCUUUUACUAUCGAACCGCUUGUAGAAAAAUUAGACAUUGAUUCAGUAGAGUGGCUGUCCAAAUUAAAUUCUAAAACAAGCAAAAUCUUGGUUUUGUGCCGGACAAUUAAAUGGUUCUUCUAUACAUUCAUUUGGAAUAUUAUUGACACAUAUUUUUUCAGCGAAAAUAAUAAAACCCGCAAGGAAAUGAUUUACAUCCGCCGCUGGGUGAAGGGGUCAGUUAUCCUCAACUACAUCCGUGAACAGGAAACUCAAAAUAAUUAUCAGCCGAUAGAGCACCCAGUUCCUGUAAAACAUAACAGCGUAACACCUGUUGCUCAUUUAAUUGUGCAGUCGAAAAAGGAUGGUGUACGACCUAUAUUAUCGAAUUCUAAAACGAGUGAUCAUCAAAAGGAAAUCGGUAAAAAAGUUCAUCUUUUACUGAAACAACUUUAUUUAAAAAAUAAUGAUAUUAUAAACGUACAUACACUUCAUAAAAUCUGGAAGUCUGUGUGCGAAACCCGAAAACUCGAUAAGACCAAACCAAUUUACUUUGUAUCCUGUGAUAUCAACGACGCUUUUGGUUCAAUUAUUCAAGACAAAUUGCUGGACAUUGUCUUUGAAUUAAUAGAUAAAUUACCAGAUAAAAUUCCUACUCAGUGGUUUGCAGUAAUUGAUUCUACAAAUAUUCAAAAAAAAAGUUACAAAGAAAAAGAAUUUAUAUCUCCAGAAAUUCUCCCGCCAAUUUUACCUCGAGGUGCUUUGUGUUGUCGUACGACUAGGAUAAGAAAACCUUGUACAAUUAUUAGUAAAAAACAUUUAAAGACAUACAUUAAAUCUGCAGUAGUACAACAGAGAAUUCUACAUGGAAACCGUACUUUCAUUUUGAAAAAAGGAAUCGGUCAAGGUGUACCAAUGUCCGGAACACUUUGUGAUUUUUAUUACAGUGAUAUGAUGGCAAAAGAAUUUUCAAAAUUCACUGAAUCUGGUCAUUUACUUCGUUACGUUGAUGACUUUUUGUUUUUAACUGAAGACAAAGAGCUAGCGCAAGAAUUUUUAGAAAAAAUAAAAAAUGGUGUCGGGAGCUAUGGCUGUUCCUUCAAUCCAGCAAAAACCCAAUCAAAUUUAUCGCCUUACAAUAACAAUGAGUUUACUUACUUGGGAUACCACUACGAUCUUGAAACUUUGAAUGUAAAACCUGAGUACACAAAAUUAUCAUUAGUACAAAUCAUGUCACGUAAUCAACCUCAGAUUGGUGGAAUAGACAGUGUAUUUGUAAAGAAGAUCGCAAAUUGGGUAUCAUUGAAAUUAUCCGCGCUGGUAUUGGACCCUUGUAUAAAUUCCAAGGAAGUGAUUAUCGAUACUUUGAAAAGUGCCGCCCGUUUAUGUGCGGAAAAAUGUUUUUUUCUCCUUCUCAACACUUAUGAUGUAGGAAAGAUGACCGGAGAGUCUGCACUUAGAAUUUUUAAUGACAUAAAGAAGAAAUCUCUACAGCCUUUAUUGCAGAUGUGUAAAAUUUUUGUUACAAGGCGUCAUCGUAAAUUUACAAUAAGAUUUGGGGAAUUAAAAUGUAUUUUUUGGCAUGCAUAUUUAAAGGUGUUUAGAAAAAAUGAAGUAGCAUACAAGAAAUUUUCUAUACUUAUUAAAAGUCAAUUCAAAUCCAAAUUAUUAAAUAAUUUAUCAGGUUAACUUUUUGUUUUACUUUUUUUUUCCUAAUUUAGUAAAAAUUAUAAAGUCGAUGUAUUUAUAAUUUUUUUAUAAAUAAUAAAAAUGUUUAAGUAAAAUAACCACGAGGUUUGUUUGUAAUUGGCGGUAAUUUAACCAGGCAUUUGAAUUAAACACAUGGGGUUAUUUACAAUGACUUGAUGUAUGUUUUUUUGAUGAUAUGAGCGACUCAACUGUCACUGUCAUUAAAUAUGUUAAAAAAAAUAGUAAGUAAUAGUGUAAUAGUAUUUAUGUUAAAUAAAUUACAAUUAUUACGUGCUAAUUAUUGCGCCAAUCAUAUUAUCAAAGCAGCUUUUUCAAAUAUUCCUUCAAAUUAUUUAAAACCACCCGAAAAUCCGUUGCAUGUUCCAAUCAACGAUCAACUUGUUGAUAAAAUUUUUAAAUUCAAAGACACCAAUAUCAGCAACUGGAUCAUUGAGGACGAAGUUGAUACAUUGUGUUGUUUUUAUAAAAAUUUACCAGUAGAAAACAAGCAGAAAUUUCUUUGGACUCUAGAGCCAGCUGGCUCUAAAAUAUGGAGUCGACCAUAAACACAUUUGUCAUCUUGCUGUCAAAUUAUUAUGCACAGAGGGAGACAAUUACCAACAAUUGUUGACUAGAGAAACAACAUUGGAAAAAGCUCUUACGCCUCGGUACCACUGGCUGUUUAUUCUGAUAGUAAGAUUAGGAGUCAAAUUUCUCGUUGAUCUCCGUACUGAUGUUCUGGUAUUUUUUAUGAUAAAUAUCAUUAAUGUAAAAAAUAAUCAACUCCAGAUAAUUUAUCUGUAUUAAAAAAUAUAAGGCUAUCAAUCGGGUUUCAGAUUACGAAGCGAUACAUCCAGUUAAAAAUUGGGUUGACUUGAAACGGCGAGUUGGUCCUUAUCGUCGUUGUUAUAUAUUUACACAUCCUUCAAUGCCCAGAGAACCUUUGGUUGUUCUUCACACAGCUCUCUGCGACACGAUACCAGAGACUGUUAAAGAUAUUGAAGAAGCUGAAAAACGAAUUUACAAAUUUUCUAUUUAAUUAUCCAGUUCAGAAAUCCAAAGCAGUGAAAAAAGCUCUCAGCAGUAUUUCUUCAACAUUAUUUUAAAUUUUAGUAUAUGAUCUCUUAAGUAUGCCUUUAAUAAUUCCCUUCAGCAGUCGUUUCGCCAUGUUCGUAUUUUCGUCCACCAUAGAUCCGCACACUGCCAAUGACACCCCUGCAUGCCGCAUGCAGUCCAAUAAUACCAUAGUUGCCACAACUAUAAGUAUACUUUUAUCUAAGCCCUCGCCAUACUAUCAUCUGCCACAGUAUGAUACAACAGGUAUGACUUCUCAAAAACUUGAGACCCCCGCCACUUCACCAGUUGUCCAUCGCGCCCUGUUCAAACCACUCCCGGUCUCUAUUGCAGUCCAUUGGGAUGGUAAACUACUUCGUGACUUAACUAAUUCUAACAAGGUGGAAAGGUUGUCUAUAAUUAUAUCUGGGGACGCAGAAAUUAUGUUAGGUAUAUCAUUGGUUGAAGAUGGACGAUGUUGUAAAUUUGAAAAAAAAUUUUAAUGCAAUAUUGUAUUUGUUUUUAAUUUUUUAAUAUAGAAAAUUAUUGAUUGAUUAAUUUUUUACUAUAAUUAUUUUGUUGAAUAUACAAACAUUUAUUUAAUUUAUUUUUAGAAAUUAAAUAAUUGUAUUUGUUAAAUUAAAAACAA